GCCCCCGGAGCGCCACAGCCGCGGCUGAGGUAAAACGGGGAGAAGGCGCCAUGCACUUGCCUCCGCGCCAGCUCCUCCGCCUCCUGCUCCAAGCCCUGGCCGCUCUCUGGAGCCCGCCGGCGCCCCUAGGGAUAAAUUACCCCUCCCCCCGCCAGUGCAACUACAAGUGCGGGUUCUGCUUCCACACCGCCAAGACCUCCUUCGUGCUGCCGCUGCAGGAAGCUGAGCGGGGGCUCCGGUUGCUCAAAGAGGCGGGUAUGGAGAAAAUAAACUUUUCAGGCGGGGAGCCGUUUCUGCACGAGAGAGGCGAGUUUGUCGGGAAGCUGGUCCAAUUUUGCAAGCAGGAGCUAAAGUUGCCGAGUGUUAGCAUUGUGACCAAUGGCAGUAUGGUUAAGGAAAGAUGGUUCAAACAUUAUGGGGAAUAUCUAGAUAUUCUUGCUGUAUCUUGUGAUAGCUUCAAUGAAGAAGUCAAUGUUUUAAUUGGCCGUGGGCAAGGGAAGAAAAAUCAUGUUGAAAAUCUUGAAAAACUGAAGAUGUGGUGCCAGAAAUAUAGUGUUGCUUUCAAAAUAAACUCUGUGAUCAAUCGUUUCAAUGUGGAAGAAGACAUGAAUGAGAAGAUUAAAGCUCUAAAUCCUGUCCGCUGGAAGAUAUUCCAGUGUUUGCUCAUUGAAGGAGAAAAUACAGGGAAAGAAGCUCUGAGAGAAGCUGAAAGAUUUAUCAUCAGUGAUGAAGAUUUUGAACGAUUCCUGCAUCGUCAUAAAGACGUCUCAUGCUUAGUCCCCGAAUCUAAUCAAAAAAUGAGAAAUUCCUACCUAAUUCUGGAUGAAUAUAUGCGCUUUCUCAACUGUGUAAAUGGCCAGAAAGAACCUUCUCGAUCAAUCCUGGAUAUAGGUGUAAAACAUGCUAUCCAAUUCAGCGGCUUUGAUGAAAAUAUGUUUUUCAAGAGAGGAGGCAAAUACAAAUGGAGCAAAGCAGAUAUGACACUACAGUGGUGAUCAAACUUUGUUAUUUGCUGGACAUGUCUGCAAGCACGAACUGUACCCAUUUUACUCUCUUCUUCAGAGAAAAAUGCUCAAUUUUUUUUUUUUUAGAAAGAAACUGUCCUGCAUUCUAGCUACUGUAGGUGCAUGGUGAUAUUUCAGUGUUGCUUAUUGCAGACAGAAUAGUAAUUUAGAUUUUAAUUUAAUAAUUUAGACUUUUUUAUCCCACCUUUAUUAUUUCUAUAAGUAACUCAAGGUGGCGA
This is a messenger RNA of Python bivittatus (Burmese python), 1243 nucleotides long. NCBI's taxonomy places the organism in Eukaryota, Metazoa, Chordata, Lepidosauria, Squamata, Pythonidae. The record is from RefSeq and is a predicted model, not a curated record.